AUGGCCGACCCAGCUUCUUCGUGCCCAGCGCGACUUUCGAGUUCCCCAAGCCUGGCCCGAAGAAGAAGGCCCCCGGUGACAUCUGUCGGGGCUCGGGUGGAGGUGAUGUCCGAGCUGAUGUCCACGGACACGUGGAAGGUCUUGGAUUCCACCAUACGCGACAGCUUCCCUGUUGUUCUGGCGCUGAUCCCAGUGCCCCCGUCGACGGAGCACCCGAUGGGCGGGGAACUGCUCCAUUCGAUGACGAUGUGCCUGGGAGACAUUGAGACGCUUCGCGCACAGGGCGCAACAGUCGUCGCUGCUGCGCUACGAGCCUGCGGAUCAUAUUCGAUUUCCGGAUAUGUCCUGCGCGACAGUCUCUAUGCCGGCGCAUCCAUUCUGUGGGGUCCGAUCAAACGAGCAGCAAUGGAGGCAGUAUCUUCUCUGGAAGAAAUGUCCAAAGUCUGCUCAAGUGAUCAUGGAGAGAUCGAGAAACUGGGCGUGACUCUUUCUGAAGUCUCCUUUUUGGUCAUCGACCUGUGUGCCAACUCCAGUACGGGCACACUACACACGUUUUUCGUCGUGGCCGCUUUUUGUGUUGUUGGAUCAUACAUUACAUCAGGCCAAGUUCAACCUCGCAUGUUUUUCGCUGGCAUCAGACGCUUACUCUGGGAUGCCGGGAGUUUUUCAUUCGAUGUGCUCACCCAAUGGUGCAUCGCGUUAAAGUUGUCUAUGAAGUCGCAAAUCGGAGAACUGUGGAGUUCACGUCAGGGUGGCAUCUGUCACUACUGCCUCCCCACAGGCUUCGAAUUCAAGGCUAGCAACGACGACAAAUUCGACGACGCGAUUGCGUUUGCACACCGAUGCUCAAGAUGCGUUUUACGGCACUGGACUGUAGGCGAUAGGCCAAUGUACAAGGCGGAGAGAUAUCAUCACAAGCUGCUUCAUCGAUCUCAGCAUGUCAUAUGCUCUGACCGACAGACGGCCAAGGGCAUGCUUGCGAAUAUUAAUCUCACGCGCUCAAACUUGGUUGACGAUCCUGCGCUUGAUCGUCAGUACAGCUAUCAGACGUACCUAGCCCAUGCAGUCCGGGCCGAGCUCAUCACUCUCGGCGGAAGCAUUACCUUUGUUUCCGACAGCCCGGGCGGUCAAGGUGUGACCGCGCCACGUGGGGACCCUAGCUCCAGCGCUUCAUCGUCGGACGCACCCGCGACUGGUUCUGGACCGGCGGGGAAUAUAAAAGCCGCGGAGAGCUCCGCUACUGCGGCGGCAUCGAGGCUCAUUGAACCCGGGGCCCCUCUCGUUCCCUACACCUCAGCACCACCCGGAAUUCCAAUGGAACAUGUACGGGUUAUUGUUGACUGGGACAAGGUUGACCUUCGCAAAGACCUUGGCAUGAAGACUGAAGCGCUAGCAGUUCUCGACGCUGAAUCGAAAGUACGCAUCAUCGAUGAUGACCUCUUAGCGACGCACGGUGUCACGCCGAAAGCCCGCGUGUCCAUGCCCGGCGUCACCGACCUUGACCUCAUGAACGUGCACGUCGCAUGCAAUACGCACGACAACGCUCUGGCAGGCAUCGGUAACAGACAUUACGCUAAGAAGUACGCUGAGGUCAGUUACGAAGGGGUAGAGUUCAAAAAUCAAGUCGGCAACCCGUACGAAAUCAUUCGUCGACCUCUCCACGCGAUGGUUGAGACGAUUACGCCAGUCCUACUCGAUAUCGACGAAAGUGAAAUCAAACGGGUCGACUCUAAAUCCAUGGACAUCCCAAUGAGCGAAGUAGUGUCAGAACUCCAUGGAAAAACUCUGUUCCCACUCCACAAGAUGAUUUCAGAGAUAGCUCCAAACAGUUUCACAGAAAAACUGAUCGAAGAAAACUUCGACGCAGUCUCGGGCACAUGCCUUCCCAAAGCACCCGUGACAAAGGCGUUUGUGAAGCCAAAUGAGACCCUGAACAAGAUAAAGCCGCGGCUCGCGCAGCACGCGGGACCACAGGGCUCGGCGAUGAGAGUAUCAAAGGUACAGACCAUCAUGGUGUCAGCGAGCGCAUCUUGUCCUUCUACCAAGACUACAGCUCUGGUGGAUUCGCAUCUACCGAUUGGGAGCUUUGACUCGUCUGUGACCGACAAAUGCACGGGCGAUGUGACCAAGCCCGGCAUCCGCCGGAUCCUGGAGGAAGCUCUGAUGAACGGGGUUGCGAAGAAAUUCCCCGACGCUGCAGACUACCAGAAUGCCGCCAAGACCCGAUGGAAAAAGAAGGACACAGUCUUGUUUGACACGCUGACCCUGAUUACCGAGAUCUUGAUACGAUAUUCAGGGGAUGGACUGGCUUCGGUGGGGAAUUAUUACAUCAACUGGAACGUCGACAAGACCGUUGACGCCAUCGCCGAAGCCACGUUUACUCUAUGGGACUGGAGCGAGUACACAUUGAAAGAAAUAGUUGAAUGCCUUCCUACAUUCCUCUGCGACAAGAACAACAUCAAGCAGAUAGUCGACUAUGUCAAGUGGAAAGCUUCUUACAUUGCCGAAACCAUCAAGCGAGAAUCGACCGGCAAACACGUGGAGAAACCUGACUCAGAAUUCAUCGACGGUGAGGGGGACGAUAGGCUGAAGGGAUACCGGUGGAAAUUCAUCCAGAAGUUCAGGUGCAAGGACAAAACCGGAAAAGACUGUCGAGAGGUUCUUGGCAUCAUCACUGCGAUCCUCUACGUCGCAGCUGGAAUGAGCUUAGAGCCUCAGGAUCGUUCCGGCCGAGUCUCACCUGAGAAGCUGAUAGACACCACCAACCGUAUCGAAUUCACAAGCCGAAUCUUCGUGCCACUCAGCAGGGGCAAGAAGAUGAUGAGUUUCCCGAAGCUUCGAAAAACGUUCGCAGCUGCAACAGUCUCUUUCAACGUGACCGACGAGUUUACCAAGGCUGCAGCAACAAAGAUGCUGUCAAUCAUGGGCAUGUGUGACGAAUGCCCUCUUCAGCUUCCGUUUUACGCCGUGAUAUUUCGCUACUACAUGGAGAAGAUUACUGACGAUAACAUCGUCAUGGAUAAACGGAAAUACGAAUGGUGGGAGCUGAAGCUCAUUUACAUCGUGAAGGACAAUAAAUUGGACAGCACCCUGAGCACUGUAUACAAGCACCUCAUGGACAAGGCCUCGAGCCGUACGUCCCCGGAAUUGCAGGCUCAGAUGAUUGACGCACUCGCGGUCGAGCCUUGA
Messenger RNA from Symbiodinium natans, 3189 nucleotides. Lineage: Eukaryota; Dinophyceae; Suessiales; Symbiodiniaceae. The record is from the annotation of a GenBank genome assembly.